CCAUGUGUCACUGCGCAGCGGCCGGACUCUCCUCCUCCUGAGCGCCGUUGCAGAUCGGGAGUUCCCGGAGAGUCAGUCAGACUGCAGACGGCUCACAGCUGACCUCUCCCUCCGCUGAGCAGCUCCACUCCACCCGGGUGAAUGCAACAGGGAGCCCGUCUGACGGCUGGGAUAUUUCCCCCUGAAGAGAUUAUUUUUCAGUCUUUUGUGGAGCUCUUCAUCCUGCAGAAACAGAAACAGGGAGCAGCAACUUGAAAUAUAAUUUUGUUUCUCACACAAACCUGUAAAUCAACCCGCCUGACACUAUCUGAAGAGCCUAGGAGGAGGGAGGAGAUGCCGAGCGUCAGCAUGAUGUCCGGAUUAUUUUUUACUUGAACGACCUUGGGUUUUUAGUCCUCCUGUCGCUGGAUUAUUGUAUUUAGUUGGAAUGGAGAAAAAGCUGCCGCAUUAGCCACUCUCAUUUAAAAUUGCGAUGAGGUCUCACCAGGAAGGGAGCAGGACUGCCUGGUUAACACAGGGAUGGACCCCCAGCACCUUCUAAAUCUCCACCCUCUAAUGUGUCUCACAUGUUCAGACAUGGAUGGGAGGGGGAGUGGAUGACAGGAGCGCAGAGAAAGGUCGAAGGGAAGCACAGAGCUGAGCUGACCGUUAAAACUUCCAUGUGUGACAUCUCACCCAAAGUCUCUCCCACCCUACAGUAAGGCAAGUAAGUCAAUGCGACAUCCUCCAGAGUAUGGGGUGCGUCAAAUCCAAGAGGAGCGACUCCGUGGCCCAGAAUGCAAACUCCAGAGUGGAAGGCAAGGCGAGGGGGGAGAAGGCCUACCUGGUCCACUCGGAGACGGGCUCGGUGGAGUGCUCCCCCAAGACCAACCCAGUGCUGAUGGAGUACGCUCACAGGCUGUCUGAGGAGAUCGUGGCCCGGGCCGUGCAGCAGUGGGUGGAGGUUGACCGCCGCUACGGAGACAUCCCCUACAUCGAAUGUGACGUGCCAUGACACCGGGAGGAGGGAUGUCUCAGUCCUUGAUACUUGAGGUGGUUAAAUAAGGCCAAUAAACACCUUCAAUCAGAAUGAAUCCUGCUGCUCUGAGAAGGGAUGUGAAUGAGCUGCCAGUAAUUCAGUUUGACCUACUUUUGGAUUGGAUUACUCUUGGAUUGAACCUAAAAACCCUCCUCCUCCUCCUCCAAAGCAUUCCGCUCACAUUCCUGUGAUUAUCUGUAAAAGCUGGAUUCUGUUGGUUUUCAGCUGGAUAUGCUUCUCAGAUCGUAUUGGUUCCCUCUGCGGCUGGACUCAAAGCAAGAAAUCAGAAGCUAUCAGAUAUUGCUUUGGAAAUGUAAUGUCCCUCUUUGCCAGUGAAAGCCUAUCCCAGCCAUCGACGCUGUCCAGAUAUCCCUCCUCUUACGGAGGUGGUUAUUAAUAGAUCCCUUCAUUUGGUGGUAUCAUCAGGUACCCUAACCCUCCUUCUGCUCGGACAGAAAGCCUGGCAGGCUGAACUCCUCCCUUAAUGGCCUCCCUGGGGAUCCUGUGGAGUAGGGCGAGCUAAUAGUCGAGGAAAUAAUGUGCACAAAUGAUGUUUCCUGAAGGACAUUUUGUUUACAUUGUUUGACAACUUUUUUUCUGAUACCCUCUCCGCAGCAUAAGAAAGGAUUGACACACUUUCCGGAAGGAUUUGGAUGGCAACAGAACUUGGUUUUCCUCAAAGUGUUUCAGGCCUGUUCUUUUGUCAAUAUUGUGUUAUUUUAACCAGGAAAUACUGCCCCAUAGAGAACAAAAGCACAAAUAUACAAACCUCGAUAACACACAGCACUUCAAUCCAGUCCGUACGUGACUUUUUCAAAUUUUUUGCUGCGGUUACAUAACUAAGAGCAGCGAUACUAACCAGGAGACAGAGCAGAUGUUUUUGGAGAAGAGGUUCACAACCACCAAAGUCCUUAUGAAUGCUCCUCUGAGCUAGAUCACAUUUCACAGGUCAGCUCUGUUCUGUCACAAAUGCUCUAAAUGAUGUCAUUGGGAUUCGCCCAAAAUUCAAUUCACAUUGCAAGCUUGUCUGUACUGGAUAUGAUUGAGGACAGCACUUAAAACUGCCAAACCACUAUUCAAUAUUAUUACAGCAGUAGGAAUAGCUAUGAGAAUACUAUCAAUGUCUGCAACACAUUUUAAUCAUACUUAUAAAUAGUUUUUUUAAUCUGCUUAUAGCACUGUAUUAUAAUUACAAAUUAAAAGUCCUUGUUAAUAUUCAUAAUGCUUUAAAACUAUAAUCACAACAAAUAAAGGUUUUUUCUAAUGAUGAUUAAUAAUUGCUGGUCAAUGCCAGCAAUUAUUAAUGCCAUAUGAAGUCAUCAUAAAAUGGUGCUCAUAACUAUUUGACAGUGCUAUAAGUAGAUUUUAAAGUAUUAUAAGUAUGGUUAUGAUGCAUUAUAGAAAUACAAAUCGUAAGUUAAUACUUCAGCACAAGCUAAUAAGCCAUAUAAAACAGUGGUGGAAGUUUCUCCCUCCUCUUGCCUUUUCCAUAACAGUAACUGUAUUGACAGAAAACUGGUAAAAAGCAAUGUAUCAUACAGCUGAUACAUAUUGCAUUUGGAAAUCUAACUACUGCAGAUGUCCAGUGCUUAUUUUAGUGAAGAGCAGCAUUAUAGAGUGGUGUAUUUAUGUAGGCUAACCUGGAAGUUAGCAUAGCAAGCGCCCCCUUGACAAAAAGCAAUGGGAUUUUUCUAUUGGAUUUCCGAAUAUUUAAGAAAAAAAAUGUCUGUGGCAAUAUCUCCACAUAUUAACACCACUUAUAUAAUAGUUGAGGUGCAAAAGCAAUCAAUCCCCAGAAGUAAAAAACUAACGUUAGGCUUUAGACGCUAAAGGUGGCUAAUGUUCACAUAAUGAUGUUGAGAAGUGUCAUUUACCUCCGUUUUUAGGUCACAAAACAAAGUUUAAGUCAUUGUGUGUUAAACAUAGAUUUUAUUUUGAGAAUCAUACCAAAAACCAAUUAAAAAAAACCCAUCAACUUUAAGGCAAGGGAGCCUAGAAGUGCUAACAUACUAACUAAUUUCCGGGUUUAGGACUAAUUUGUGUACUACUAAUGGGUUAGGUAGGGAUGUAUUUCUCCAAAGAAACUUCAUGUGUUCUAUAGAAUGCCUCCACACACGUCACUCUUAUCAACUCCUAAAACAUAAUCCGCAUUGAGAGAUUAAUCGGCUGGGUCGUCCCAAACAUGUUGUGAACACAUUGAAGAUUAGGGAUGACCCGCCAUACUCCUCAUGCUUAAUCUGUGGCCAUUUGUUUUGCUUUACAUCAAAAGAUAAAGGUGAAUGUCUGUUGUGUUCUGUCUCACUUUGAGUAAAAAACUAAAGGCCUGUUUCAAUAGCACAAGCGCUGGUGGCAGUGAGAGGAGAGAUGGAAGUUGGGUCAGUUUAAGCACAUUUUCUUUAUCGUCCACAUGCUGGAGGAUCAUUUUAAUUUUUCUGUACAUGUUCUUAAUGUGACCGACACAUAUAUUUCUUCGGCUAUACAUCUAAGAUGUUGCCUUAACAUUGAUCAGGAUUUACUGUGAUGUGAUUACUGAGAAAAGUUAAAUUUGUACAAAAUGUGGCAUCAACUUUGUUCACAAAACAUUCAGUUUUUUGUAACACUGGCAACGUUUAAGGUUUGAAUUGGAUUUUCCUUCAGAAAGCCAUAAGUGAAAAAAAAAAAAAGCUUUUAAAAUCGGCUUCACUGUGAACGCCUGUCUUCAUCCAACAUCCGUCUUUAGAGUCUUUCACCAGUGACUGAAAGGCUGCCAAUGCUUCCGUAUGGAAAUCCUGAUUUGUUAUUAAAGGUCAACAAUGUUUAAUUAUUUAAUAGCAGCGGGUGUUUCAACAGAGAUGGGGGAUGCUGCUAAAAAUAUGCCAUGAACAUUUAGGACCUAUUUAUCAGGAGGUGCAGGGUCUGCAAGGCUGCCAUGCCCUUUGCUAUUUACAAAUUGAAUGGGGGCUUAACCCUCCAAUAACUGUGUCUUUCAAAUCUCAGAGUAGCUAGUUUUAUUGAACUAUUUCUGACAUUUCAUAGAGAAACGGUUAAUUACACAUUUAAUUGAUGGAUUGAUUUAUAAUAAAAAAUAAAUGCUACAGUCCAUGGAUGUUAAGUUUACUAAAAUAUAUGACCAAAAAACAUCCAUUCAUUAGCCUUGUUUGCUUGGAAACUAUCAAGUAGUUACAAUUGGUCCUCUCUCAAUCGAUUUAUUGUGUAAUGAGUUGCUUCAUGGAUGUUUGGCAGCCACACCAACUGCAACACUCAACCUGCUAGUCCUUCAUUUCCGAACACUACUGACCCUAUUUGGAAAUUCAAGCAAUUGACUGAUCUCUUUAAGUAUUUUAAACAAUGUCCUCACCCUCUUAUUAUAUCAACAUUUCAAGAAGCUUGUUUAAAGUCAGGUCAGGCUACGAUUAGCUAGAAACCGAUACAACACUCUGUUUUACAACAGUUAAAGUGACCCAAAGAAGCAGCAGCAGCAGCAGCAGCAGCAGCAGCAGCAGGGGAGUGUGGCUGACUUGACUGUAAAGUGGAACACACAGAGAGAUAAGCAGUAGCAGGACUCACCUGCCCUCUCCCCACUCCUUAUCUGCUGCUGAAUGAGUGAGGAAUGCCCCCUGGGAAUGAGCGGUAAGAUGAAAUAGGUUGGCCUGUGAAAAUAUCAUCAUAAAUAACUUAAAAGGUGUAACUUUUAGCAUCAUGCUUGAGCCCAAUAUUCAUUUACUGUACAUUCAGUAUGUGUGAAAACUAAUGCCAAUAAAUCUGAUGUAUGCCUUCUUUCAUUGAA
Eleginops maclovinus (Patagonian blennie) is the source of this 4784-nucleotide messenger RNA. Its product is annotated as small membrane A-kinase anchor protein-like. Gene Ontology annotation, molecular function: protein kinase A regulatory subunit binding. Lineage: Eukaryota; Metazoa; Chordata; Actinopteri; Perciformes; Eleginopidae. The transcript has 3 exons. The record is from RefSeq and is a predicted model, not a curated record. Bases 734 to 994 code for a protein of 86 amino acids.